Messenger RNA from Miscanthus lutarioriparius, 894 nucleotides. Lineage: Eukaryota; Viridiplantae; Streptophyta; Magnoliopsida; Poales; Poaceae. The record is from the annotation of a GenBank genome assembly.
AUGGCAGCUGACAGGAACCUGUACCCGUCUAGUAAACGGCGACGACGACGAUUCAGAGAGCCAUGGGUCGAUGAGAAGAAACGCUCUAGCCACCAUCACAUACGCUUUGCCAAACAGAGCCCAAGAGGCAAAGGUGCUGCAGACCGGGCACAGCCUAAUGGUAGGGUGCCUUCGUCUUUCCUUCGCCUUCGGCUGUCCCAGUCCCAGGCCUGCCAAACAAGGAGACACGCUGCCGCUGCGGAUCCACCCAUAUCCAGACCGACUACGGAGAAUACUGCCGCUGCAAACGGAUGUACCAGGACCAGUGACAAAGAGAAUACUGGCACAGUCCGGUCGCUCCUCUCCUCCUAUGCUAGCCAGUCAGUCAGGAAGUCAGGCCACCAUAGCAUAGACCCAAGGACAGCUAUCAAUCUCCAUCAUUCAAAGCAUGAAGCCCACCAUGAAAGGCCAGCACAGCAGAAUGAACAGGGAGCAAGACUAGCUAACAGCAUCUCUUACUUCAAUUUAACACCACCACAAAAACAAAACAAGUCAAACUCCCUGACUCUACAAGUGAGAGAGUUCAGCUCCUCCAUCAAAAAUCGGAGGUCCUACAACAACCAUCCUAACGCCGAGGAAAACCAUCUAGUUCAUCCUAACACCAGAAUAGCAUCCAAGCCCCCUGUGCAAACCCACCCCGGUAAACAAGGAUAUUUUGAGCUCGCUUACCAAGCCAUCAGCCCACACAGCCGCCCAUGGGCUACUAACUUAUCACGCUCAUCUUUCAUAAUUUUGUUUCAGUCUUUCAUGGUUUUCCUCCUCGUCAUAGGCGCCUCCAGAUACCACCACCUUCGUAUUCCACUAUCUGCUUCAUCCUUUUCACCAACUGCCCCAAAUCUUCAACACUACUUCUGA